Pristis pectinata (smalltooth sawfish) is the source of this 1035-nucleotide messenger RNA. RefSeq names its product inactive C-alpha-formylglycine-generating enzyme 2-like. The record is from RefSeq and is a predicted model, not a curated record. The coding region runs from base 1 to 813 and encodes 270 amino acids. Gene Ontology annotation, cellular component: endoplasmic reticulum. NCBI's taxonomy places the organism in Eukaryota, Metazoa, Chordata, Chondrichthyes, Rhinopristiformes, Pristidae. The transcript is spliced from 7 exons.
AUGGCAACGAGAGCUUUUCAACCUGAGAAUGACGUGCAGAACAUCACUUGUAUUAGUGUGAAGUCUGCUGCAAAAGCAGCACUUUGGGAGCAAGGAAUCUUUGUGAACAAGGUUUUGCUUGGGGCGUGUGGCUUCAGUCCAGAGAUCUUCACACUGGAAGAUUUCCCUCGCAGGGAGUACUUCAACAUCACCUUUCAGAAAGUGGGCGGCAGUUUGAAACCCUUUGAGAAGGCGUUUUGGCGACAGCCAUCAGGCCCUGGCUCUGGAAUUAAAGAUAAGCUAGAGUACCCCGUGGUGCAGGUGAGCUGGACUGACGCCACAGUGUAUUGCCAGUGGAAGGGGAUGCGAUUACCCACUGAGGAAGAGUGGGAAUUCGCUGCUCGGGGAGGCCUGGAAGGUAGAGUAUAUCCGUGGGGAAACAAGUUUCAGCCUAAUCGCACAAACCUUUGGCAGGGAAAAUUUCCAGAUCAGGACACAGCAGAGGAUGGUUAUCAUGGUGUAUCUCCAGUAAAUGCAUUUCCACCACAGAAUCACUAUGGCCUCUAUGACCUGGUGGGGAACGUGUGGGAAUGGACUGACUCGGAAUACCUCCCAGCAGGCCAACCGGUAAAGGUCGGAUCUCAGAAGAUGUACGUUCUGCGUGGGUCCUCGUGGAUCGACAGUGUAGAUGGACUAGUUAAUCAUAAAGCACGCGUCACCAGCAGAAUGGGAAACACUGGGGACUCGGCUUCCGAUAACCUUGGCUUCCGAUGUGCUAAAAGCCUGGCUCCAUCUCGUCACAAACAAAAAGGAAAAAAUAAAACUGAACUCUGACAAUGGGAAAAGUGCAAAAGUAACAUUGAAGAAUCUGGUGCAGUGUCAGAGGGCCAACUAUGUGCCUUUGUAUGUUUACUACAAUCUUACCGAGACUGAAAGUGACCGUUGAAGAUGAGAAAUUGUUAAAUGAUAAUGCGAUUCUUUUGUAAGUGAUAAAAAUUUUGAUAUUUGUAAGAAAACAAUGGUAAGGAGAAAUUAAAUUUUACCUUGCAAUAACCU